This is a messenger RNA of Manihot esculenta (cassava), 896 nucleotides long. Its product is annotated as protein NONRESPONDING TO OXYLIPINS 2, mitochondrial. Lineage: Eukaryota; Viridiplantae; Streptophyta; Magnoliopsida; Malpighiales; Euphorbiaceae. The coding region runs from base 111 to 398 and encodes 95 amino acids. The record is from RefSeq and is a predicted model, not a curated record. The transcript has 3 exons.
CCUUCCAUCCUCCGGAGUUUCUUUUUUUGGUCGAAAUCUUCCGGAGUUAAUAUAGGGUUUAAGUUGUGUUUGUCCACUUCAUUGUCGAUCUGCUCCCCUUGGCACAGAAAAUGGCAUCGUUUUGUAGAUCAGCUAUAGUGACAGGCACAAGGUCCAUGGCCGCUCGGUCCAGAACCCUAUCCCAGAAAGCCCUAAAUGCGAAAUCUGCUUCCUCUCCUUUCUCUACGCCAUCGACACGAGCCAUCCCCAAUUCUUCAAGGGUUUUAUCCAUUUUUGGGAGUGUGGAGUCGUUAAUGCCGCUUCACAGUGCUAUUGCCAAUGCUCGGCUCAAAUCCAGCAUUGCUGUUGAUUCCUCUUGCUGGAGUUCGCUUUCUCAAGAUUUUGCGGUUCCUCGGUGACAGAUUUUGGUCAUUUACGAACAAAGUUGGCUUGCUUUCACCUCUGUACCAUUUCAUUCCUUCUGAUGACUAUUUGAUUGGCUAAUGUCAUCACUUGGCUGGGAUUAUUUGUUAGUAUGGGUCAUAGACAUGGUAUACUUCCUUUUCUAGCUGUAGAAAACCUCAUCUCAUUUUCACAUUCAUCAAAUUAUUGUACGUUGAUGGCAGUUGUUUGUUGGCUCAAGUUCUUAUUUGCUGAAGUUAAUAGUGUUGAUUGAUUCUCAAGGAGACCUUUAGAGACAUUUAGAAUACCUAGGAUAUAAAACUGAUAGAGAGAGUUUUGGUAAAGCUGAAGCAUGCCCCAAUUGUUGGCUUUCAAAAUUGGUUUGAGUGCCCACUGGCAAUUGAAUUCUCUAACCAUAUCACUCUUUUAAUAGAACCGCGGAUCUCUUGUUGCCUGCCAGGUUCUUUUGUUGUCAUUUCUUAUAAAACUGAAUUAUUUUCUUACUUCUAAGCAAA